AUGGUAUUUACCGGUGGCAAAUCAUCAAAGGCACCAGCGCUUUUCGAUAUUAGGAUAAAAUCGACCGAUCACGAUGUUAUUGUCGUAAAAGGGGCGCCUCAUGAGGCGUCGUCGGUGCUUUUGUCGGGCACGAUUGUUUUGUCUGUUUUGGAGCCGAUGCAAAUUAAAAAAUUGAAUCUGAGACUGUAUGGAAUGUUGCGUUUGAAUGUCAUGACAACUUAUCGGGGACCCAAGGGGCCUACCCAGCGGAAUCUUAAAUACGAUAAACGGUUUUUCGAGCAUGUGUGGGACAAUAUCAACAUUCAGGAUUAUUUCAGAAACCUUUACGAUAAUUACAGUUCUUCCAGACCAAUACCUAGCAAAUCGAAUUCGUCGUCGGCCCUGUCUGGGCUUCAACACAAGGCCAAAUCGACUACAUCGUUGAUGUCGUUGAGCGGAGGCUCUUCUAACAACUCUCACAUUCUUGUACAGGGGAACUACGAAUUUCCUUUUAGUGCAAUUUUGCCAGGUUCAGUCACAGAGAGUGUAGAGGGUCUUCCCAAUGCAUCUGUAAUUUACAAGCUUCAGGCUACCAUCGAAAGAAGCAAGUUUGCAACCGAUUUGAUUUGUAAGAAACACUUGAGAGUUGUGCGAACUUUGACACCUGAUGCCGUAGAGCUCAGUGAAACCAUGUCUGUGGACAAUACCUGGCCCAACAAGGUUGAUUACUCCAUUUCAAUUCCAGGAAAAGCAAUAGCCAUAGGCUCAGCCGCCCAGAUUCACGUUAUGAUCGUCCCAUUACUUAAGGGACUGAAGUUGGGACCCAUAAAAGUUUCCUUGAUCGAGUAUUCAUCAUACUGUGCCCCUUUCGGUGCGCCUACAAGCCAGGAGAGAAUAGUGAACAAGAUGAAGUUGAGCGAUCCCCUCAACCAUAGUGCAUCAGGUGCGAAUUUCGAAGAUUCGGAAACCUUUCAAGAUAAGUGGGAAGUUGAGACUCUUUUCAGCAUUCCUCCAAGUCUCUCCAAAUGCACACAGGACUGUAAUAUCUUGGCCAACAUUAAAGUUCGGCAUAAGCUCAAGUUCGUCAUUUCGCUAAUAAACCCAGAUGGUCACAUUUCGGAGCUUAGGGCCUCAUUACCCGUGCAAUUGUUCAUUUCACCAUUUGUUGCACUGGGUGUAAAAGCUACAGACUCCUUGGACAGCAGUGCAAAUGUUUCUGGACACAGUAGCGAAGCAGAGCCUGACGAAGACGACGAUAUGAUUUUCACGAACUCAGAAUUAGACCUGACUCAACUUUCAAGAAUUGGAGAUGGAAAUGCGGGCAACGUUUCUUCGGCCAGCCUUUUAGCACCUCCUAAUUACGAAAACCAUAUUUAUGAUAGGCUUUGGAGUGGUAUUGCUGUCGAGGACACUCCGGUUAACUCCGGCAGACAAUCGCCUGUGGCCUCGGGAGCAGAACCGAUGACUGAUCAGCAACAUAUCGAUGCUCUACAUCAAGGUCUUCAAAUGCUCAGUGUCGAGCAGGGAUCGGCAGGAAAUGAAACCGAGUCUAACGGGAGGCCAGAGAGUGGUCAUACCAUUAGUCCCGGUAACAUUAGAUGCGCAAGUACAACAGCCGCUUCUGAUUACUUCACAAUUCCAAUUCAAAGAAAUGCUCAUAGUCUACUUUCAAUCCCGGGAGGUUUAAAAUCACCAACCCCUAUGUUAUCGCCUGGAAUCGAUCAUAUGUCAAGGGUAAAUUCUUUUGGCCCACAAGGGUCACCAUCAUCAAGAGCUGACUGGAAAAUCAACACGAUGAGUCAUGUGCCCUCCUAUGAGAACGCCAUGAGAGGAGACUCUUUGCCCGUAGAUCUCCCACCCGCAUAUCCCGAUCAAAAUGGCGAUGAACGCAAUGUCGAACUGGAAAAGCCCAAGCUUGUUCAUCAGAAGUCUUCUCUUCUGAAUAGAGUGGGCAGCACAUCACAACUGUCUCAUGCCGCGCUCUCGAGGAGUAAUAACAGCUCUUCUUCGUCGCUUCAAAAGCUUGGUCUAUCUAGGAAUAACACAGGCGGGUCCAACGUUUCGUUGAACAUUUCACCUUCAAAUUCGGGAAAGGGUGGGACAGCUUCCAAACAUUUUGGGUUUGGAAUGACACCUCUUGCUCAAAGGAACUCACCAACCGAACUUACAGAACAAGGUGAUGAAGAUCUAGGUUCCAAUCAAGGCUCAAAAAAGGAAUUGGAUACCUUUGGCCGGUCUAGUUCAUUUGCCAGUCUCAAGGGACUUCUACAUCGGAAAGAUAAAUCCCGAACUUAA
Lachancea mirantina is the source of this 2274-nucleotide messenger RNA. Lineage: Eukaryota; Fungi; Ascomycota; Saccharomycetes; Saccharomycetales; Saccharomycetaceae. The record is from the annotation of a GenBank genome assembly.